Molecule: messenger RNA, 768 nt
Organism: Xyrauchen texanus (razorback sucker)
Lineage: Eukaryota; Metazoa; Chordata; Actinopteri; Cypriniformes; Catostomidae
Product: vitelline membrane outer layer protein 1-like
Exons: 4
Coding region: 133-768 (211 amino acids)
Source: RefSeq, a predicted model, not a curated record
CUUGCUCAGAUUUGAUGACUGCAGCUACCGACAGCUCGUGUUCUCAAAGAAUCCUACUGAAGAUACAACCAAGUCUCCUGGUCUUCGCUUCUGAUUUUCCAACGCAACAGUACAUUGGGUUAUUCUGAAACAAUGUAUCGGUUCAUUUCCAUGACAGUGAUUUCCCUGCUAGUUAUUUUGGGGCCCCAUGUCAGCAUCCAGUCUUCAUUGGGACGUCACGAGCGGAGCAUCACCAGGUCAUACAUAUCAGUGAUGACAGUGUCCAAUGGAAUGCACUGGGGGUCUUGGGGACAGGAGGAAAUGUGUCCAACCGGAACAUAUGCCGCAGGGUUUAGCCUUAAGGUGGAAGGAACUCAGGGCGAUGGAGAUGACACCGCACUCAAUGGAAUUCGUCUUCACUGCAUUGACCCGUCCAGAAACUCGGAAUAUAGUCAUAAGCACUACUCAACUGUACAGUCAGAAGUAGGAAGCUGGGGAACAUGGACAAAUAUAAAAUGGUGCUCAUCUGGAUUCUUGAAAACAUUUCAGUUGAGAGUAGAACAGUCCCAAGGAAAGGGGGAUGAUACAGCCGCAAACAAUAUCAGAUUCACAUGCAGUAACAGCGGGGAAAUACUGGAUGGGAGCGGCUUGAUGUGGGGCGACUGGAGCGACUGGAGCUACACGUGUCAAGGAAAAGGAAUCUGCGGCAUCAAGACGAGAAUUGAGUUGCCACAGGGCAGCGGAGAUGACACGUCUCUCAAUGACGUGACGAUGUACUGCUGCACCUAA